Micromonas pusilla CCMP1545 is the source of this 3279-nucleotide messenger RNA. RefSeq lists its product as uncharacterized. The transcript is spliced from 2 exons. Gene Ontology annotation, cellular component: cytoskeleton; non-motile cilium. The coding region runs from base 1 to 3279 and encodes 1092 amino acids. Lineage: Eukaryota; Viridiplantae; Chlorophyta; Mamiellophyceae; Mamiellales; Mamiellaceae. The record is from RefSeq and is a predicted model, not a curated record. Gene Ontology annotation, molecular function: protein binding. Gene Ontology annotation, biological process: negative regulation of canonical Wnt signaling pathway.
AUGGCCGGGCUCGCGGGGCUGGCCUCGCGCGACGCGACGCGCUCGCCCGCGUCCUCCAUCGGCGGCGGGUACGGCCUAGACGCGGAGGUGUACUCCCCGCCGUCCGCGGCGGGGAGCCCCGGCGGAGGAGGGUUCGGGCUCGAUUCCGAGGUGCGCGCGUCGUCGCCGCCCGAAGGGGGGGGAUACGGGCUCUCGUCCGAGGUCAGCGGCGACGCGAACGACGCGAGCGCCGCCGCGCCCGCGUCGCCGCCGCGGGCGGCGGGGACCCACGGCGAAGGCCUCGGCGCGCUCGCGUCCGGCGGCCCGACGCUCGCGUCGUCGCCGCCGCUGUCCCCGAGAGGCGGCGCCGGCGCGAAUGCGAAUGCGAAUGCGAACGACGCGGCGUCGCCGUCCUACCGCGGCGUCUCCUCCCCGUCCAACUUCCGAAAGGAAGCCACGGACGCGCUCGCGGAGAAGCAGAGCAAGCAGCGCUUGGCCGCGGUGUUCGGGUCCCCGAACGGAGAAGCGGACGCGCUCGAGCCCACGAACGCGCGUCAGCUCGAGCUGACGAGGGUCGAGGAGGCGAACGCCGCGACGAAGAUUCAAGCCGUCUUUCGCGGCGGCAAGACGCGCGAGGAGAUCGCCCUCGCGAAGCGAUUCGGCGCGUCUUCCGAUCCCGGGCAGAAGGACACGGUGAAGCGAUCGCUGAUAUUGUCCGGGGACGCGCAGGAUCGCACGGAGGCUGCAUCCGCGGCGGCGGCGAAGAGCGGGUACGGCCUCGGCGCCGACGACUGGGAGCGUUUCGCCGCGCGGCAGCUCUCGCGGUUCGUCGCGCCCGCGCCCGGCGGGUUGACCGCAUCGGACGAGACGCGCGGGUACCGCCUGCGCGUGCUCGCCGUGGAGGCGUACCCGUUCGGCGCGGAGGCGUACCGCGUCGCCGGGCGGUCGAACAAGGUUGAGGUUCGCGCGGCUGUAUCGUUUUACGACGAGGCGAGCGGCACGUUCCACGGCGCGACGUGCUCGAGCGUCCCCGAGGAGGUGACGCUGCCGCCGCCCGAGGCGGCGAAUGGCGCGGGGCGGCCGCAGCCGGCCAAGGGGAAGAACGCGAGAGACAACGCGGGGAAGCCCAAGCUUCCCGUCGCGACGCUGGACGUGCAACACGACGUCUACUUCACGACGAAAAUUCGCGACGCGCGGUGUCUUCUCGUCCUGGAGAUUGUGCUCGUGGAGAGGCGCGGCGGGACGAUCGUCCGCGAGACGAGCGGCGGGUGGGCCGCGAUCCCUACCGUGGACAAGAACGGCCGGGAGCCGGUCGGGGAGCCGUCGUCCGCGCCGAUCCGCGCCGGGAGCCCGCGGUAUCUGAUGUGGGGCCGCCCGAGAGCGGGGCAGCAUCCGCCCGCGCAGCUCGGCGACGCGCGCGUGCACUUCAUAUACGAGCCCGCGCCGAUGCUCUCGCACGCCAAGGCGCUCAUCCCGGACGACUUCCCGGUGACGUACGGCGACGUCAUCCCCGGGAUGUUGCGAUUCGAUCCGUUCGGGCAGCUCACGUCGAACGCGCUCGCGAUCACGUCGACGCUGGCGGCGCCGGUGCUCGCGCCGACGCGACGCGUCGCGCUCCGAGGUCUCAAAGUGCGGCUCCCGAAGGCGCUGACCGACGUCGUCGCCGCGUCGCCGGCGACGGCGCGCGCGAUCCACGGGCCGGACGCGCAGCCGCCGUCGAUGGAAUCGCUCGCGGCGAAUCCCACCGCCGCGGCGGCGGCGGUGGCGGCGUCAAAGUGCGUGUUUAUGCGCGCGAGCGUGCACAACGGCCGGCGGUUCGUCGGCGCGUCCGUCGACGUCGACGCGUGGGCCGCGGACGUCGACGGCGUGUCCACGAUUCGACUCACGAAGGACGCGGUCGUGCCAAACGUCCCCGAGGACGUCCUCGUCGUGUUGAUCCUCGAGGUGAUGUACCGCGCCCCGGGGACGAACGACGCGCCGUACGUCCUGGGGUGGACCGCGGUGAGCCCGUUCAAACCCGGCGCUGAUUUCGGCGACGCCGUCACCGCGGACGCCCCCGGCGGGUUGGAGCUUCGCGUCGGCGGGCGAGAGGCGACGCUGCGCACGACGCGCGGGCCGAGGAGCGAGCCCGCGGUGGAUUGGAGGUCCGUCGUGCAAGCCCCGCACGAGGUGUGGCGCGGCGUCGUGCGCUACCGCGGCGUCGCCGCCGCGGAGGACAACGCGAUCGCGAUGUCGUUCGAGGCGAUCGCCGCGCACGGCGACGCGGGGGAUCCGGGGACGCCCGGCAGGGCGAAGGUUUCGAAGAUCGCCGGCGGCGGCGGGUCGAGAGCGGGCGCCGGCGCGGGCCGGCCGGACCUGCGCGAGCAGAUCAUGGCGUCGCCGCGCGGGGACCAGCAGCUCGCGGCGCUCGCGGCGGCGAUGCAGGCGCAGAUCAACCAGCUCGCGCACACGGUGCAUGAGCUGAGGAACUCGCCCGUGCGCACGGUGGCGGCGCUGCCCGCGGCGCCCGCGGCUCCCGCUCCCGCGCCCGCGGCGGCGAUCUCGACGGAGCCGGAGGAGGAGUGGCCGGGCGGCGGCGAUCCGAACGGCCCCGCGUCCGCGCCGAAGGACGCGGCGAGGAACCUCUUCAGCGGCGGCGUCGCGGCGGCGAACCCCACCAAGGGUUUGGGAGGGUUCACGCGCGCGACGAGGGCUCGGCUGCACGCCGCGGGCGCGGACGCGACGCUCCCGCCCGACGUGCGACUCGCGCUGCGCGCGGGCGCCGCCGCGGAGUCGGCACGCCGCACCGGCGCGCCGCCGCCGCCGCCGGACAUGCUCAAGGAACACAAGGACAUCAAAGCCGUGAACGAGGUCAUCAUUCAGUUCCUCGCGUACCGGAAGCUCGACGCGAUCAACGCGGCGAACGACGGGCUCGCGGACGUGCACUUCACGUUCAACUUUUUCGAUUUCCCCGGAUCGACGUCGCGAGCGUGCCGUCUCACGCCGUCCGACGCGAAGCCCGGGGAGCCGCAGCUGCUCGUCCCCGAGGGCGCGGCGAGAGACACGCGCUCGACGAGCGCGGGCGCGAGCGCCAAAGCCGGCGAGGCGUGGUUCAAAUUCGUCGUCGACGGCGACGGGAACGGCGCGGGGGACCGGCGGUGCGACGCGCACGACGCGAUGCACGCGCGCCGCGUCGAUUUCGUCGAAUACCUCGCGAGAGAUCAGCUCCACGUGGACGUCACGGCGUCGCGAGCGUCGACUUGGCGGGGUUGCUUCGGCAGGGGAGAGAGAGCGCGGAGGUGCUCGUGGAGGCGCACGUGA